Messenger RNA from Fusarium venenatum, 219 nucleotides. NCBI's taxonomy places the organism in Eukaryota, Fungi, Ascomycota, Sordariomycetes, Hypocreales, Nectriaceae. The record is from RefSeq and is a predicted model, not a curated record.
AUGCCAUAUCUAGAAGUCAGACAUGGCCAGGUUCACCAGAAUAGUGUGCCAAGCAAGUGUGGUGAAACUAUUCAGACCUUGCUGGCUUCGCCAAGGAACGUCAGAGAAGAAUGCCCAUUGCUCAACUUCCGCGAACACCAUGACUCAAGCGAGGCAUCGUGGUUGACUGUGCGUAAGGAGCAGGUAGGGUCGUAUCUGCAGGAACAAGUGGGCGACUAA